Molecule: messenger RNA, 1675 nt
Organism: Cuscuta europaea
Lineage: Eukaryota; Viridiplantae; Streptophyta; Magnoliopsida; Solanales; Convolvulaceae
Source: the annotation of a GenBank genome assembly
GCCUCAGUUUCUCUUUCGCCUUCAAAGCUAGCUAAGCUUCUUGGAUUGGAGCUGGAUGAUAAACCGUUUCUCCUUCUUUUGCUUCUUCCACUACCUGGCUCUAUCCCCAUAGGUUUGGUCAUAUUCAGAACUAGAAAAUAGGAAGGGUCGAAAGGAUGAACAAAAACUUUUCCCCCCAACGUUUUUCCGUUUCUGUAAUCGAUGCACGGCUGGGCAGUUCCACAGUUGUGCUGUUCUCUUUCGGUGGUUGUCUUCUUCAACUUGUGCUUGGAUCGUUAUUCUUGUUUAAAUUGCCCAGAGUCCCAUACUGCAUCUGUAUGCUAGAUCCUGCCCUGGCAUGUAAAGUUAACCAUCAAUUUGUCAGCUUGAGACGCAGCACCUCAUCUCCCUCUUUGGAAUACCUCCUGCUUUGUAACCCAGUUAAUCAGCUGGUCUUCUUUGUACAUUUUGGUUUGAAGGCCUGCUCUGGGAUACGUUAACUGACACAAGAUUCUGUGCUUGGUAGGGGCCAUAUUUCAAGGGUUAUAUUGGCGUAAAACCCAUUUUUAGAAUGGGGAAAACCCUGGCUUUAAGUAUUCGUUGCUUGCGAGAAAUUCCUAGGCUUUUGCAUGUCAGUUAUCCAGGGACUAGUUAUCAUCUCCUUGGAGGCGCUGGAAACAUAGUUCAAUUGUUGUUGGUUCAUGUUGCAUCAUAUUUAGUGGCUCUAAGAGCCCUAUAGUGUACCAUGCCAGGGAAGUAGAUCUGGUGAUUCUGGAGAACGGUAUGUCAGCCUUUUGUUAUUCAUCAUUACUUUAUCAAUGUUCCAAGUUGUCUAAAUACAAUUGCUCCUUGAGCCGCAACUCAGGCCUUUCUAGCAGAGUUAUGCUUUGAGGCUAUACCGGAUGGCGGAAUUGGCAAGGAUUACAGAAUUCUUGCAUGGGGCGUACACCUCAUUGUGCAAUUCCUUGAGGUGUUGCCGAGGCUUAUGCAAUAAGGAUGUUCUAGUUUGGUCCAAGUGUUUAAACUUUAAACACCAAUUUUAUAUUUCCUUUUAAGAAGUCGAAUUUAAUGGAUAGCCUUACACGCCUUAUUUUCCUUUCUCUUUUCUCUUAUGUAACACAAUUCUGAUAACUUCACUAGUUAUCCUACUUGACUUCUCCUAGCCAGCACAUACAUGUUUCAUCUUUGACUUCUCUCUUCUCUUCUCCUGUUAUCUUUUCCCUCUACACUUCCCUCUCUCUCUCUCUUUCUCUCUACCCUCCUGAUUAUGGGUUUUCUCUUGAUUUACGUUUCUUCAACUACCUUGCUAUAUUUACAAACAAGCUAUUCAUUUUACCUUGCUACAUCUUCAAACAAGGCCUCAAUACAUCACCUUUGUUUUUCGCUACUUUCAUCUACGGCUGGGCAAGUAGGGCCACUACGGCUGUUGAACGCCAUGCGAAGGGCUCCGUGAAAUGUGAAAGUCCAUUUGGUGUCCCACCCAAGGUGUGGACGUCUGGUGGUCUCGUUCAUUUCGCUUGGCAUGCACAAGCAAGAUUAGCCAAACGUUGGGAUAAGGGAACUGCAACAUGGUUAUUUUCAUCUCGAUCAUCUGUCUUGGCGAACUGUUUGAUUCGAUCGAAUGGAAUGGGACCACACUACUGUGUGGGCCCGGACUGGCCCGGUUGGUGCUAACCGGGCCCGAGCAUUUACCCGG